Molecule: messenger RNA, 455 nt
Organism: Emiliania huxleyi CCMP1516
Lineage: Eukaryota; Haptophyta; Isochrysidales; Noelaerhabdaceae
Exons: 1
Source: RefSeq, a predicted model, not a curated record
AUGCCAUCCGUCCGCGACAUGCCAAUGGUCGCCCCCCGGCCGGCCUGCUACAGCGACAGCGUCCUUGAGCAGGCAAAGGCUGCCCGCCUCACGCCGGACGCCACCCCCUGCGGCUGCGCGGAGUGCGUAGCCGAGCGAGACUCCUACGUUCAGCGCACCCCGGCAUGCGCGCUUGUCGAGUGCGGCAUCUGCCUUGAGCUUCCGACGUCGGGGCCCAUCGUGCAGUGCCCCGAGGGCCACAUCUUUUGCGGCCACUGCCUGCGCCGCCACACCAUGAGUGGCCUCGCGUCGUCGCACUGCUGCCCCGUCUGCCGCUCAAAGCUGCCGUCGACCUCUGCAGCAGAGAACGCCGCGUCGCGGUGUCGGCUAGCGGAGCUGCUCCUCGCCGACGUCCCCGCCAGCUGCAAGCAUUGCCACGCCAAGCUCACCCGCGCCACGCUCCGCGACCACGCGCC